Molecule: messenger RNA, 1326 nt
Organism: Verticillium alfalfae VaMs.102
Lineage: Eukaryota; Fungi; Ascomycota; Sordariomycetes; Glomerellales; Plectosphaerellaceae
Product: trimethyllysine dioxygenase
Exons: 8
Coding region: 1-1326 (441 amino acids)
Biological process (GO): carnitine biosynthetic process
Cellular component (GO): mitochondrion
Molecular function (GO): trimethyllysine dioxygenase activity; iron ion binding
Source: RefSeq, a predicted model, not a curated record
AUGCUUCCCUCGAUCAGAACAGCCAAGACGCUCGCGGGAGCCGUUGUGCGUCCCUUGACACUGCGCAGUGUAGCUCGACCUGCAUACAUUGCCAGACUCUCGUCAACGACAGCUCACCCAACAGACGCUACCCAUUACGAUGUCCAGCUGCGUCCCGACGGUCUUCGUGUUCGAAACUUGCAAGGCGAACAUGUGAAGAGAGAGACCUUGCCGCAUUUUUGGCUGAGUGACGCGGUGCAAACUUCGGUCCUAACGUUUGGACGCAGAGAUAACUGUCGCUGUGAGAAAUGCGUCAACCAACAAACGAUGCAACGCAACUUUGAGACUUUUGCAAUCAGCGAAACAAUCCGGCCUGACAAGGUGACGCCUGGAGCUGAAGGCCUCAGCAUCAAGUCCUCUAGACAGCGCCUGUGGGGCGCCGAUAUAGAUAUCGAUCGUCCUGUCGUCAGUUACCAGGAACUCAUGACGCCCAAUAAUGAGUCCGGAAUCGCCAGGUUGACGAAUCUGAUCGUGAGUUUUUGCGUGCAAGUCACGUCACGGCACCAUGUUGACCCCAGACAGCGCGAGAACGGCUUCGUGUUCGUCAGUGGCACGCCGUUUGAUACCCCCGAUGCGACGCAAGAAGCGCUCGAGAAGAUUGCCUUCAUCCGGGAGACUCACUAUGGCGGGUUUUAUGACUUCAUCCCUGACAUGGCCCACGCCGACACAGCCUAUACCAACCUCGCCCUGCCCGCCCACACGGACACGACGUACUUCAGCGACCCAGCUGGCCUUCAAGCCUUCCAUAUGCUGUCUCAUGAGGCACCUCCAGGCGCUCCGGCAGGCGAGCUCGGCGGCAAAUCGCUGUUGGUGGACGGUUUCUACGCCGCCAGCAUUCUUCUCGAAGAGGACCCCCAGGCGUAUGAGAUCUUGUCCAAGGUGAAGUUGCCAUGGCACGCCAGCGGUAACGAGGGCAUCACCAUCGCACCCAACAAGCGGUACCCCGUGCUAGAACUGGACGAGACGACCGGCAAGCUUGCCCGCGUUAGGUGGAACAAUGACGACCGUGGAGUCGUGCCUUUCGGAGAGGGCUACUCGCCGGCGGAAUGGUAUGCUGCGGCACGCAAGUGGGAUGCCAUCCUUCGGAGACCUGCGGUCGAGUACUGGGUGCAGUUGAACCCUGGCCAUUUGCUGAUCUUCGACAACUGGCGGGUCAUGCAUGGAAGAAGCGCGUUUGAGGGUCGGAGACGCAUGUGCGGUGCAUAUAUCAACCGAGAUGACUUCAUCUCGAGGUGGAGAAAUACCAACUUCCCUCGUGAGGAUGUCCUGAGCCAAGUCGUCGGGUAG